Molecule: messenger RNA, 2390 nt
Organism: Scophthalmus maximus (turbot)
Lineage: Eukaryota; Metazoa; Chordata; Actinopteri; Pleuronectiformes; Scophthalmidae
Gene: suclg2
Product: succinate-CoA ligase GDP-forming subunit beta
Exons: 11
Coding region: 4-1389 (461 amino acids)
Biological process (GO): succinyl-CoA metabolic process; tricarboxylic acid cycle
Cellular component (GO): mitochondrion; succinate-CoA ligase complex
Molecular function (GO): succinate-CoA ligase (GDP-forming) activity; ATP binding
Source: RefSeq, a predicted model, not a curated record
CCUAUGAACGGCUCCGCCUUGACGCGCACGUGCUCCCGACGUCAUCUCUCUCUCUCUCUCUGUCUCUCUCUUUUUUUGCGCUUCCGUGUCAACAUGGCGGCAUCCAUGGCAUCCCGGGCUGCCUCGACAGGACUGAGGACGGCGACCUCGAAGCACAUACUGGUCGACAAGCUCAAGUGCACCUGGUUGAGUCCCAGGAGAUGGCUGAAUCUGCAAGAGUACCAGAGCAAGAAGCUGAUGCAAGAGAGUGGCGUUGCUGUCCAGCGCUUCUAUGUGGCUGACACAGCUUCUGAGGCCCUGGAAGCUGCAAAGAGACUCGAUGCCAAGGAGAUUGUGCUGAAGGCUCAGAUUUUGGCUGGUGGCAGGGGCAAGGGCGUGUUCGACAGUGGCCUUAAAGGUGGAGUGCACUUAACUAAGGACCCUGCAGUGGUUGGCGAGCUGGCGAAUAAGAUGCUGGGUUUUAACCUUACGACCAAGCAGACACCCAAAGAUGGAGUGAAAGUGAAAACGGUGAUGGUUGCUGAGGCCCUGGACAUUAGCAGGGAGACCUACUUUGCCAUCUUAAUGGACCGCUCCUGUAACGGCCCUGUCAUGGUUGGAAGCCCCCAGGGAGGUAUGGAUAUCGAGGAGGUGGCCGCCAGCACCCCAGAACUCAUCUUUAAGGAAGUCAUAGAUAUAUUUGAAGGUGUACGCGACGACCAGGCGCUCGGCAUGGCAGCUAAUUUGGGUUUCAAAGGACCUCUGCAGAGACAGGCAGCAGAUCAGAUUAAGAAGCUCUAUGAUCUGUUCCUGAAAGUCGACGCCACUCAAGUCGAAGUCAAUCCUCUCGGAGAGACUCCCGAAGGACAAGUGGUUUGCUUUGAUGCCAAGAUCAACUUUGACGACAACGCCGAGUUCCGUCAGAAGGCCGUGUUUGCCAUGGACGACAUGACUGAGAGCGACCCCACAGAGAUGGAGGCAGCCAAGUGGGACCUCAAAUAUAUCGGACUGGACGGCAACAUUGCUUGUUUUGUGAACGGAGCUGGAUUGGCCAUGGCCACAUGUGACAUCAUUGACCUGCAUGGAGGAAAGCCCGCUAACUUCCUCGACCUGGGUGGAGGGGUCAAAGAGAGGCAGGUGUACGAGGCCUUUAAGCUGCUCACCGCCGAUCCAAAGGUGGAGGCCAUCCUGGUCAACAUUUUCGGUGGGAUCGUCAACUGUGCCAUCAUCGCCAAUGGCAUCACCAAGGCCUGUCGAGAGCUGGAGCUGAAGGUGCCACUGGUGGUCAGACUUGAAGGUACCAACGUCCAUGAGGCCAAGAGGAUCCUGGCGGAGAGCGGCCUGCCCAUCACAGCGGCAGACAACCUGGAGGACGCUGCCAAGAAAGCGGUGGCCGCGAUCAAAAAUUAAUCAGUUUGACCUCACGACUCUCCUCAUACCGUCCCACCAUCAGCGACAUUCACUGUGGCCUCGGAUCAUCACCAUCAGCCUUUUUCUUUUUUUUUACUGAUACUCAUGCAGCCAUCCACAACUCCAAGCCUCUACUUUUAUUUCUGUUAACACCAGCAUCCCAAUCAGACUGUCGUUGCCAAACAAGUGUCCAUAUCACAGGUUCUCAGUAUUUCCCUUAUCUCCUCUCUGUAGUGCAAAUUAGCUGCUUUUAACUUCUCUCCCCCCCCCCCCCCCCCCCCCCCCCCCCCCCCCCCCAAGAUAAACCACUGUGUAACUUUCAGGCUUGUUAUUAUUUCACGUUACAAAGGUAAUGGAAGUGGUUUUGUCAUAGAACAUCAUGAAGCCCCCUCCCAGAAAUUAGAUAGGGCCCAACACUCUGUCCAUUCCGUUUCAAAAAUAGGUGGUGAAAGAUGCAGCUUCCUCUCUGUCUGUGUGGAUUAUUAUUCCAGGGGGGGUCAUCCAUUAUCGACUGAGAGUUGGACUGACGGACAUGGUCAUGAGAGGUGAAAUCAUUUGAUGGCACUUUGCUCGAAUGGGUUGUAGCAGUUGACUUUUAUUUAAUCAAGUUAGUUCACAUCUGUUAAUUUAUCCAAUGCCUUACAUUUACAGUAUCUGUGUCAUGAAUGAGAUGGAGGAUGUACUGUACCCAUGCUGUGAAUUUUGUACAUCAGGUCUUAUUUGUGAAGUGCUACUUUACAUUAGUCUGUGAUAUAAACAGUGUGUCAGCUGCUUGACUCUGAGCCUGUUUCAUGAAGGCUGAAGGGUUCUGUAAACUGUCCUGCCUGCUCGUAGAGUCCAAGCAAACGUUUCAUACAGAGGGGUGAAGAGAGAGACAAAUGAAGGAUAUAAUAGUGUUCUUUUUUUAUAAUCAUGAAUGUAUAUUGAUAGGAUAUCUUUGAUACAGUGUAAAAAACUGUGUACAUAAUUUAAGAGAUUAAAAGAAAAGAUUUCAAGAUAAA